AUGACCAGUACUAGUGAGAAGGAAAAGAAAUUAGAGGAGGUCUAUGAUGCCAAAAAUUAUGGGGGAUACGGUGGAUAUGGAGGAUAUGGGGGGCCAUAUGGAGGCUAUGGUGGCCCUUAUGGAGGAUAUGAUGGAGGAUAUGGCGGCCCAUAUGGAGGAUAUGGCGGUGGGGUGCUGCCAUUGAUUCCAUUGAUUAGGAGUUUGCUUCCAUUGCCAUUUCCUGGUAUACCUGGGCUGGGACGAUUGGGGUUCGGUUUCCCUGGGAUACUUGCAGAAGAUCAGGGUGGGAAAGGAUAUGAUAGUUACCGUAGAGGUUAUUAUGGCGGGAAGGGAGAUGAUAAUUACCCUGGAAGUGAUUAUGACGGGAAGGGAGAUGAUCCUUACCCUAGAGGUUGCUAUGGAAGCCGGAAAGGAGAUGAUCAUUACCCUAGAGGUGGCUAUGGCGGCCGGAAAGGAGAUGAUCGUCACCCUAGAGGUGAUUAUGGCGGGAAGGGAGAUGAUCGGAACCCUAGAGGUGAUCAUGGCGGAAAAGAUGACAAUGGUGGUAAGGGAGAUGAUAGUGAUCACGGAGGCAAAGGAGAACGUUCCAAAGAUGAUCGUGGUGAAAAGGAACGUUCCGAAGAUGAUCAUGGUGGAAAAGGAGACCGUUCCGAAGAUGAUAACGGGAAGAAAGGAGACCAUUCUAAAGAAGAUAACGGUAAGAAAGGAGACCGUUCGAAAGAUGACCAACGUGGGAAAGAAGAUCGUUCUAAAGACGAUCGAGAUGAAAGAGGAGAUCAUCAAAAAGAUGACCAACGUAGAAAAGGAGACCGUUCUAAAGAUGAUCGAGAAGGAAAAGGAGACCGUCCUAAAGAUGACCACGGUGGGAAGGGAGACAACCCCAAGUAUGAUUAUGGUAGGAAAGGAGGCAUUCCAAAAUAUGAUGACGGCGGGAAAGGCGUUGGUGGCUAUCCAUAG
This is a messenger RNA of Pyrus x bretschneideri (Chinese white pear), 957 nucleotides long. Its product is annotated as eggshell protein 1. The transcript has a single exon. Bases 1 to 957 code for a protein of 318 amino acids. The record is from RefSeq and is a predicted model, not a curated record. NCBI's taxonomy places the organism in Eukaryota, Viridiplantae, Streptophyta, Magnoliopsida, Rosales, Rosaceae.